GGCGGCGGCGCUCCGGCCAUACCCGCAGGCAGUCGGGCGGGCGAGGGAGGCCUUGGCGGCUCCGUCUCCCGGGAAACGGACGGCGAGGAGCGGACGAGGCAGGCGGGCCUCUCUGGCUGGGGGAAGCGAGGGCGCAGCGCCGCCUGCCGGCUGUGGCGGGGAGGGCGAGGGGCGGGGCACCGUGCCCUCUGCGUGCGUGACGCCGCCACUUCCGCCUGGGAGACGUGGCUCGGAGCUGCCAUCUUGUGUGGCUGGCAGACGGGCAGGCGGGCGGGCGGAGCCGAGAGACCCUCAGGCCAGGCCGGGAGGGACGCGGACGAGGGAGGAGACGCCGCCGCCGCCGCCAUGGUGCUCUUGGCAGCUGCCGUCUGCACGAAAGCCGGGAAGGCGAUUGUCUCGCGCCAGUUUGUAGAGAUGACACGGACUCGCAUUGAGGGGCUGUUGGCAGCCUUCCCUAAGCUCAUGAAUACAGGGAAGCAGCACACGUUUGUGGAGACUGAGAGCGUGCGCUACGUCUACCAGCCCAUGGAGAAGCUGUACAUGGUCCUGAUCACCACCAAAAACAGCAACAUCCUGGAGGACCUUGAAACUCUCCGGCUCUUCUCUAGAGUGAUACCAGAAUACUGCAGAGCUCUGGAGGAGAACGAGAUCUCUGAACACUGCUUUGAUCUGAUAUUUGCCUUCGAUGAGAUUGUUGCCCUUGGGUACCGGGAAAACGUCAACCUGGCCCAGAUCCGCACCUUUACGGAGAUGGACUCCCAUGAGGAGAAGGUCUUCAGAGCUGUCCGUGAGACGCAGGAGCGUGAGGCCAAGGCAGAGAUGCGCCGGAAAGCCAAGGAGCUGCAGCAGGCCCGCAGGGAUGCUGAGCGCCGGGGCACCAAAGCUCCGGGCUUUGGUGGUUUUGGGAGCUCAGCUAUGUCGGGAGGCAGCACAGCUGCCAUGAUCACCGAAACCAUCAUUGAGACAGAGAAACCAAAAGUGACUCCAGCACCUACCAGGCCGUCUGGUUCAAAUAAGGCACUCAAGCUUGGUGCAAAAGGGAAGGAAGUAGACAAUUUCGUAGACAAGCUAAAGUCUGAAGGAGAACAUAUAGUCACAUCUUCUGUUGGCAAACGGUCCUCAGAAGCAGCUGCUGUUCUUGCUCCACCCAUUAACAUGGAGAGUGUGCACAUGAAAAUAGAGGAGAAGAUCUCACUGACCUGCGGCAGAGAUGGGGGGCUGCAGAACAUGGAGCUGCAUGGCAUGAUCAUGCUGCGGAUCUUGGAUGAAAAGUUUGCCCGGAUCCGCAUCCACGUUGAGAAUGAGGACAAGAAGGGAGUGCAGCUCCAGACUCACCCCAAUGUUGACAAGAAGCUUUUUACAGCAGAGUCCCUGAUUGGCCUGAAGAACCCAGAUAAGUCUUUCCCCACAAACAGCGAUGUGGGAGUGCUGAAAUGGCGGCUGCAGACGACAGAGGAGUCUCUCAUUCCACUAACAAUUAACUGCUGGCCAUCAGAGAGCGGGGGUGGCUGCGAUGUCAACAUUGAGUAUGAGCUGCAAGAGGAGAACCUGGAGUUAAAUGAUGUGGUGAUCGCCAUCCCCUUGCCGUCUGGUGUGGGUGCUCCUGUGAUUGGGGAGAUUGAUGGCGAGUAUCGCCAUGACAGCCGGAGGAACAUCCUGGAGUGGUGCCUGCCUGUGAUUGAUGCCAAAAACAAGAGUGGCAGCCUGGAGUUCAGCAUCACUGGGCAGCCCAAUGACUUCUUCCCUGUGCAUGUUUCCUUUGUAUCCAAGAAGAACUACUGCCACAUCCAGGUUACCAAAGUGACCCAGGUAGAUGGGAACAGUCCCGUGAAAUUUUCCACAGAGACCACCUUCCUUGUGGACAAGUAUGAGAUUCUGUAGCCCUUGCUCCAGGGAAGUGACAAGCAAGACUUCAAGGCUGUGCUCUCUUGGAAGGUGGCCGCAGCCCUUUCCAUGUCAGGCGACACUGACAUGUUCGUUUGCCCACCGAUAUUCCCAAGGUCACAGCCAAUCAGGCAGGGAGAGGCCACUUGCUUCUCUGGCUCAGCUGGCCUCCCCACUCUGUAGGCUCUCUCCUCCUGUGCUUUAAUUCACAGUGACUUCCCCUCACCCCUUUCCCCCAGGACACCCCUUUUUGUUGCUGGCCACUUACUCUGAUGGGAGUGGAGUAGCUGUUGCACCCAGCAUCAGUCAGGGGAGAACAGCAUGGCUCCUAACAAGCUCUAACCUGGCAGAAAGCAGAGGUCAGCCCCUGUCACUCCCUGCCCCUUACCUGUACCAAGGGCUGGCACUUCCUUCCCUGAUGCCAUGGAGCCCCUGCCAAUCCUGACCUGGGAGAGGAGGGUGUGGAGGGAACCUUUGGCCACUGCUCCUGACUCGGUCCAGUUCUGGACUCUUGCCUGAAGACCAGUCGCUCUCUCUGAUCAAGCUGCUACCCAUCUGGAGGAGGAGGAAGCAGUGUCUCUGGCCUUUCUUGCCUGGGAACCCUUUGAAAUGGCCAUCAAUAGGGAGGAGUGGCAGGCACUGACUUCCCCAGUGGCUUUUGGCACGUGCCAGUUUGUGCCCACCUGUUAGAGAAGUCACCAGCUUCUCCCAUGUUGCCUCAUUGCUGAUGUGACCCUUUUCAAAAUGUCCUUGGGGUUGGGUGGGCUAGGCCUGUACCGUAGGAAGUAGCUAUGAAUCUUACUGAUCCAGCAGUGUUGAAGAGUUGUCCGUCUGAUUUUUAAAAUGGAGUUAAGUAUAGUUCCACCAAAGGAGGCUUUUUUUCUUAAAUGACAUGGAGGGGGGGAGAAGUGAUAUUUAAAUAAGAUUUUGUAACCCUGUAAAAUAAUGAGUUAGGGCCUAUAACACAUUCCAGUGUACACACAGAAUCCCUGCUCCUGAAUCCAAUAAAGAGUAUUCUGAAAGGA
Molecule: messenger RNA, 2909 nt
Organism: Rhineura floridana
Lineage: Eukaryota; Metazoa; Chordata; Lepidosauria; Squamata; Rhineuridae
Gene: ARCN1
Product: archain 1
Exons: 10
Coding region: 346-1881 (511 amino acids)
Biological process (GO): endoplasmic reticulum to Golgi vesicle-mediated transport; Golgi localization; retrograde vesicle-mediated transport, Golgi to endoplasmic reticulum
Cellular component (GO): cytosol; COPI vesicle coat
Source: RefSeq, a predicted model, not a curated record